This is a messenger RNA of Rotaria sordida, 1019 nucleotides long. The record is from the annotation of a GenBank genome assembly. Lineage: Eukaryota; Metazoa; Rotifera; Eurotatoria; Philodinida; Philodinidae.
UAAAUAUUUUUUUCGAGAAAAUUUUUUGAUCGAAUCAUAUACAAAAAAGAAUAAAAAUUGAAUGUAUGCAAGAUUUAUUUAAUUUAUAAAUUUUCUUUGACAUGUUACUGCUUUUUGUUAUAUUAGAAUGGCGUUACGUUUAAUUUUUAUUUUAGCAAUAUAAUGGUGUACUGCAAUCUCGUGAGUAUAUGAAAAAAUCCCGAGAAAAUGGCUUUGAUUCGAAAGAACUUAAGCUCUAUUGGAAUGUGGAACAAAUUGAAAACCUUUGUCCUGAAUCAAGCGAAAAAAUUCUGUUUGAUCCAUCAGAUGAUGAUGCUGUUGAAAAUCUUCGUCAAUAUCCUGUUAGUGAACGAAAUCAUAGUGGUAAAAUAAUUUAUGUAACAAAUGGCAUCGAAAAAGCAGUCUUUGAUGUACCGGAAACUGUUCAAAUUAUUCUUCUGAAUUUUGCAAAUGAACAAUCUCCAGGUGGUGGAUAUUUAAGACAUGCACGGGCACAAGAAGAAGUUCUUCUUUAUAAUUCUGAUGGUUAUCGUGCAUUACUUGAUCUAAAAUAUGGACGAAUGAAUGGUGGUUAUGCAAUACCUGAAUUUGGAUUAGCUUAUGUUCGUAAUAUUCGAAUUUUUAAAUCGUUAUCAUCGGAUGAAUAUCGAAAAGCUGAUAUGCUAGUAUCUGCUUGUUAUUGUAUGUGUGGACAUGAACUUUAUAAUAAUCCAAGAACUAAAAAUGACUGGGAAAAAAAGAAUUUAGCAAAAUUUUGUGCGUUUAUAGCAGCGGCUGUUGCCAAUACAAUUGGUGAUGGAAAAAACACGUAUCUUCUACUUGGACCUAUUGGUACUGGUGCAUUUGGAAAUGAUGUUAAUUCUAUAGGUGAAGUUUUUUAUAAAGCACUUAACUUACCAAUGAUGGGUUCGAAAGGAUCAAUAAAACAUGCUUUUGAACAGAUUUGGUUUGUUUCGACUGAUCGAUGGAAAAAUGACGAAUUCAAGAAGAUCUUUGCUAGAGAUAAAUCCAACAACUAG